AAAAACUGGAGCUGGUGGAAUUUCGGGUUAAUGAUCAGCCGCCGAGCCAGGAUCGGUGCGGGUCCCGCCAGGAAGGAUGGCCGUGCGCGACCUACGACACCCUCGGCGAUAGGGCCGCAGCCAUGGCCCAGAGGCUGGUGGGGGGCUCGUCUGCCCCCCAGGGGGAAGACUUCUCCUUCGUCAGCCCCCUGGUCAAAUACCUGCUUUUCUUCUUCAACAUGGUUUUCUGGGUGAUCUCCAUGGCGAUGGUGGCAGUGGGAGUCUAUGCCCGCUUGAUGAAGCACGCAGAAGCGGCCAUGGCUUGCCUCGCUGUGGACCCCGCCAUCCUGCUGAUUGUCGUCGGCGUCCUGAUGUUUUUCAUCACGUUCUGCGGCUGCAUCGGCUCCCUGCGGGAGAACAUCUGUUUGCUGCAGACGUUCUCGGUCUGCCUGACGUUAAUCUUCCUGCUGCAGCUGGCGUCGGGUGUCCUGGGGUUCGUCUUCUCCGACAAGGCCCGCGGGAAGGUGAGCCAGAUUGUCAACAACGCCAUCGUGCAUUACCGGGACGACUUGGACCUCCAGAACCUCAUUGACUUCGGCCAGAAAGAGUUCAGCUGCUGCGGUGGCGUCUCCUAUAAAGACUGGUCCCAAAACUUGUAUUUCAACUGCACGGCCCACAACCCCAGCUGGGAACGCUGCUCUGUGCCUUAUUCCUGUUGCCUGCAAACUGACGACCAGUCGGUCAUCAACACCAUGUGCGGACAAGGGAUGCAGGCGUUCAACUACCUGGAGGCCAGCGAGUUCAUCUAUACCAACGGCUGCAUUGACAAGCUGGUGAACUGGAUCCACAGCAACCUCUUCCUCCUGGGUGGAGUAGCGCUGGGAUUGGCCAUUCCCCAGCUGGUUGGGAUCCUGCUCUCCCAGGUCCUUGUCAACCAGAUCAGAGACCAGAUUAAGCUGCUGCUCUACAACCAGCAGCACCGAGCCGACCUCUGGUACUGAAAGGACUUGCCUGCGGGGAAACAAGAAAUAAGAAAUGUAUUAUUUGUGGCCUUCCCCAUGACCAAACCCUUGCCCGUCUCCCUGGGAUCCAAGAUGGCUCCCCCACAGGAAGUGACCUCAUUCCAUCGGACUGGAUUGCCCGAGCCACUCCGGGCGGCUCUUUUGAAGGCAGCGUCAACAUCAAAACGGUGCGCUGCUAAUUGUCUUACAGCAGCGGCUAAUUUUAAGCUGUGACAGCUCCUUCCUGCAAGGAAUAUCUCGAAGGAAGCUUGUUCACCCUAGAAGAGGAAUGAGCACCUCCCCAGCUUUGAACCUCUCCAGGAAGCUUGAAAACACACUCUUCCCCUCCCAGAUGCGAAGGUUUUUUUUAUUUCUUUUAAAGAGGAGAGGAGGGUAAAGAGUCGGAGCUGUCGGCCGAUGAAUCUCCACCUGCAUUUUCCAUCUGUGGAUAAAGCCCGGCUUGAGAAGGGAGCCGCUGGAUUUGAGCUCCAGGCAGGAGCUGGCCAUGGUUCUUGGCUACUUCGUUGGGGUGGAAAGAUGGGGCAGGCAGGUCGGGGCAUUGACCAAGGCCCCCACUUGCCUCCUGCUCCCUCCUACUGGGGAAGAAAGGUGCCUUCUUGAACCCUCAACCCAUCCUUGCAAACGAUGCUCCGACUUUGUAAUAUAUCAGGAAUGUGUUCCUGUCCCCCCCCACACACACACACUUCCCCUGGUUUAACUUUCCUAAAGGGAACAGGAGACAGGCAGGAUCAGAGCGUCUUUGGGAGGUGGGGUGUCCUUGCUGUGACCGACCCCUCCCGGUGCUUGUGAAAAGCAGAACUCUUUCACCACGACCAGGAAAAACGAGGAGCACCCGCUGCCUCGAUAAGGUCCCAUAGGAGCAGCAAAAUGGAAAUUCUGCGGGGGUUUCCCCGGCCCCAACCUGAUCCAGCAAUGCGGGGUCGGAGCUGAGCCAUAGAGGGAAAGGAAGAGGGCAUCUUGGAGUGGAGGAAAACUUGAACCUUAAAUGGAGGCAACAUGACUGUAACAGCAUACCUGCCAAGUUGCUGUCCGAGAAAUAAGGGACCAGGCCGGAAGUAGCAGACCGGAAGUAGCGCUGGCGCCAUUUUGGAACUGGGCGGAGCAUGCUCAGAAGUGACUUUUGAUGCUGCUUUGCCCAGUUCCAAAAUGGCCGCCGCGCCAGAAGU
This is a messenger RNA of Zootoca vivipara (common lizard), 2167 nucleotides long. It is a transcript of the gene TSPAN33, whose product is annotated as tetraspanin 33. Lineage: Eukaryota; Metazoa; Chordata; Lepidosauria; Squamata; Lacertidae. Gene Ontology annotation, cellular component: plasma membrane. The record is from RefSeq and is a predicted model, not a curated record.